AUGGCCCAGCAACAACGGAUCAGCCUCCCAGCCAAACUGAUCAAUGGAGGGAUUGCAGGGAUGGUGGGAGUCACCUGUGUGUUUCCAAUCGACCUAGCCAAGACCCGCCUGCAGAACCAGCGCAGCGGGCAGCAACUUUACAAGAGCAUGAUGGAUUGCUUAAUAAAGACAGUAAAAUCUGAAGGCUACUUUGGCAUGUACAGAGGUGCUGCCGUAAAUCUUACCCUGGUGACCCCAGAAAAGGCCAUCAAGCUAGCUGCUAAUGACUUCUUCCGCCAACAGUUGAGCAAAGAUGGCGGCAAGUUGACGGUGCUCAAAGAGAUGCUGGCAGGAUGCUGUGCAGGAAUGUGCCAGGUCACUAUCACCACACCCAUGGAGAUGCUCAAGAUCCAGCUGCAGGAUGCUGGCAGGCUAGCAGCCCAGCAGAGGGUGGUGCCCAGUGUGGCCACAACUCUGAAGAUGGGGGGGACCAGUGCGGUUAUUAGCCGUUCUUACAACACCAGGCCUGCACCUCAAGUGAUGCGCGUGUCUGCCACACAGAUUACCAGAGAGCUGCUGAGGACCAAAGGUGUCACAGGACUGUACAAGGGGCUCGGGGCCACGCUAAUGAGGGACAUCCCCUUCUCCGUUGUGUACUUCCCUCUUUUCGCACAUCUGCACCAGCUCGGCCAGCAUUCAAAAGAAGACCCGUCCGUGCCCUUCUAUUGGUCCUUCAUGUCAGGCUGUUCGGCUGGAUGCGUUGCGGCAGUGGCCGUCAGCCCUUGUGAUGUGGUUAAGACAAGGCUACAAUCCCUCAACAAAGGAGCUAAUGAGGAAACCUACAGCGGAGUGGUGGACUGUGUCAGAAAGAUCCUGACAAAGGAAGGUCCCAGAGCAUUCCUGAAGGGGGCCGGCUGCCGGGCCCUGGUUAUCGCUCCGCUCUUCGGCAUAGCCCAAGUUGUGUACUUUGUUGGAGUGGGAGAGUUCCUGCUGGGGUACACCCCCUACACAAUAUGCUCUGCAUAA
Messenger RNA from Limanda limanda (common dab), 1005 nucleotides. RefSeq names its product solute carrier family 25 member 55b (gene slc25a55b). Gene Ontology annotation, biological process: L-glutamate transmembrane transport; aspartate transmembrane transport; malate-aspartate shuttle. The record is from RefSeq and is a predicted model, not a curated record. NCBI's taxonomy places the organism in Eukaryota, Metazoa, Chordata, Actinopteri, Pleuronectiformes, Pleuronectidae. Gene Ontology annotation, molecular function: L-glutamate transmembrane transporter activity; L-aspartate transmembrane transporter activity. Bases 1 to 1005 code for a protein of 334 amino acids. The transcript has 9 exons.